CGCAAGUGAUAUCACAGGGGCGAUAAGAAAUUAUGUGACAUGUGUACAUAGCCAUCAAGAGCCAUUGGCUGGAGUCACAGCGUUGAGGUUUUCACCAAACGGCAAGACUUACAUCACGCUAUACACUCUCAGAUACGCCACACAGCUCUUGAUUCUUUUCGUUAUACAAUUUCCAGGACGGGAGUUGGCCUGCGGUAUGCAGAGUGGUAUUUUGUGGAUUCUAAAUCCCAGUACCCUGGAUCCAGAGGAUCGAUUGCCGUUCAAGCAUUCAUCCAAGUCGCUUCUGGACAUCGUUUACUCGGAAAAAUCGGAUUUCAUGGCAUAUAGGGAUGAUAACAUGACUGUUGGAGCGUACCAUUACGCGGCAUCAAGCGCAGAGACUGGCGCUGAUCUAGCAGUUUGGAACUUUCUGGGCAAAUAUCAAUCUCACCAUUUGCCAAUUAGAGAAGUUCUAUUCGGACCACCCUUGAGCGGAGGGUCUGUACCCCGUCUGUUUACUCUUGCAGAGGACUGUAACUUUAUUGAGUACGACCUGGAGAACAGGUGCAAUUUGCUUCUACGCAGAGUUGCCGACGUCACAAAUUCAAACUGUUGAACGACUGUACGAAACUGAUUCAAGGAACGUACCUUGGUCCGUCUUCCGGGGCUCCAGUAGCCAGGAUAACAGUAAGAACUUGAUAAUUAUGGUUUUAACGAAAAACGCUGUGAUUUAAAUCAUUCUUUGACACGGUGCAAACACAGUUUUUACCGACGAGAAACAUGCACAAUCAGGCCUACAUGGUGUUUGCUACCGAUACUCAAAUCGGGUUGCAGCUGCUUCCUUUCGACGGGAAUCCCUUCAUGGUCGUGGGAAUUGUUGGUCACCCGCAAAUGAUUACCCAUAUGAUGCUCAGUUGUUGCGGUGAAUUUCUCUUCACUCUUGGCUACCGAGAUCCAUGCGUUUUGAUGUGGAAGAUUCAUCCGCGCGCUGUCGACAUUAUGGCUAAACUAGGUGGUUCUAGUCUCUCCCCGUUUUACUGCCUUAUUGACGGAGGUCAGGAUGGCUGGCUGUUGAAUGAAAUGCAGGAUCUAUUUUAUUAUGCACAAAUAUUGCAUCAAGGAGAGAAUACAACAGCUACUCGAAUUGUGUCGGAUAAAGUGUCAAUUACGCAAUUGCCAAACCUAAUGCGAGCUGUUGGAUACUAUCCUAGUGCCCACGAGCUGGAAGAGCUUAUGACAGAGGUGGUUUCUAAGAAUUACGCAAAAACUGGGCAGCUGGUUGAGGAAAUCACAUUUGAAGAGUUUGUCAAAUUGUACGUAAAUCAUCGCCCCGUGUUCGGUACGUCUAUGCAGCAGAUAAAGAAAGCCUUUGCGGUAUUUGGUAAACCUGAAAUGGAGAAUAGUCCAAUCAUUACCAGAGAACAGUUUAUAGAAAUUCUAACUGGGCAUGGAGAUCGCAUGAGUACUGAACAGGCUUACAAAGCCCUCAGUCUUCUGAUGCCGGUGGAAGAUGAAUCGGAGAACGAUGCUGCAGAUAUCAAUUUCUCGUUUUUACCCGCGGAUAUAUCUUACAAAGAUUUUGCUGUGGAAAUUUUGGGCAUCGAACCCACUGCGGAGACGAAUAUUAUUUCAUCGGCCAAGGAUACUCCACAUUGA
Neodiprion fabricii is the source of this 1635-nucleotide messenger RNA. RefSeq names its product cilia- and flagella-associated protein 251-like. NCBI's taxonomy places the organism in Eukaryota, Metazoa, Arthropoda, Insecta, Hymenoptera, Diprionidae. The coding region runs from base 760 to 1635 and encodes 291 amino acids. The transcript is spliced from 8 exons. The record is from RefSeq and is a predicted model, not a curated record. Gene Ontology annotation, cellular component: motile cilium.